Molecule: messenger RNA, 2882 nt
Organism: Colletotrichum destructivum
Lineage: Eukaryota; Fungi; Ascomycota; Sordariomycetes; Glomerellales; Glomerellaceae
Product: Putative Tail specific protease, ClpP/crotonase-like domain superfamily
Exons: 3
Coding region: 471-2771 (766 amino acids)
Source: RefSeq, a predicted model, not a curated record
CAUCGUCGAAAUUCCCACCCCAUUUCCUCCAGAUCAUCUAUUUCCUCUAAUGCCGAGUUGACCACCACGUUGAGAAAGCACACAUCUUAGUGUCGCAACACCAAACGAGAACAUGAGAUGGCUGGAUGGACACGAGCGAAGAAGCUGGCCAACAAACGGAGCAACCUGGCGUGAGAGGUCGGCGACUCGCCAAUUACAACUUGUGAAAACGAACCCACGACCCCAUGUCAGCCAAGCACCGCCAACGCCGCCCGGCCUUGCAGGCUGUUGCUCAUUGCCUCAGCCCAGGGACUUUCGUAGGCCUGUUGGUGCCACAGAAGGAUGAGCCGCUAACAAUAGUCGUAUCCUUGGUUCUGUCGGACGCGUCGCGGACAUAAAGGCAGGAUGCGUCCUAUGCAGGCAGUUGUGAAGCUGAAGAGCGCCCAAUUUUCCGAACCAGUCGUUACACCUCGUCGUCGCCGCCCGUCACGAUGGUCCAUCUCGCCUCCGCGCUUGCACGGACUUUGCCCCUCGCCGGUCUCGCCGUUGCAGCUCCGGCUAUCUCGACUCCAUUUCGGAGACAAACGUCAAGCAACGACGCUUGCGCCGAGAUUGGUCGAGCUUACGAUGAAGCCGUUUUGGCGAACACAACAAACAACGUGGUGGUGAAGCCUUCAGUUGCAUACGAGUGUCUGAGAUCGAUCCCGGUAGACGUCGAAAGAGACAUUGCGAUUGUCGAAUACAUCCGGCCGUGGCUCGAGUUCCAAAGCACAAUUGGCAUUCUUCCUAACCCACCAGAGGAGUACCUGUACCCAGGGGUCGACAUCUUUGGCGGUUUCGACAACAUCACGAGCUCUCUCGAGAAUGGAGGAUACGAAUCGCAGCUUGACUUCACCGUGGAUCUGUACAGACUGAUCAAUGUCAAGCCUCGCGAUGGGCAUUUGGCAUGGUUCCCUGCUCUGGCCCUCUUGAUCAACUUCUCGGCCCCAGCCCUCUUCGUUUCAAUCUCAGAAGAUGGUGUCCAGGCGCCCAAGAUCUACCUUCACUCCGACUAUGAGCGAAGUCUGCAGCAAGGAUACAAUGCGUCCGAGGUCAAGUCCUUCGACAACUCAUCCAUCGCCGACUACCUCCAGCAGCGAGCCGUCGACAACUCGCGAGACCAGGAUCCCGACGCGGCAUACAACGAGCAGCUCUACAGCGCGGCCUUGGCCAACGUUCUUGAGACCACUGGUGCUCGCAGGUACUAUCACACGACUCUCUCGGACGAGAGUGUCAUCGAGUUCACCAACGGCACUGAGGCCACUGUCGUCAACACCGCCCGUGUUGUGACAAACUUCUCCGGCAUCGACUCUGGCAGCGCCGUCCACGACCGCUUUGAAGUCCCUGGAGAUGACGGUGAGGCGGAGGUAAAGCUCGAAUCUACCCCAAGGGACUUUUCGCCGGAACUAGAGGGAUACCCUCUCCCUUUCGUGAUCCAUGAGGAUAGGUACAUCAGCGGCUACGUCUUCAACGAUUCGGCCUUGGAAGACGCGGCCGUUCUGGCCGUCAACAGCUUCGUGUCGCAAAACAACACUAGAACUAUUGGCCAGACUGUCAUCGAGGCGAUGUUGGAAGACCCCAUCGAAUUUGGCAGAGUCGCCAUCGGGUUCGUCGAAGCCAGCAGGAGACAAGGGAAGUCCAAGCUCAUCCUCGACCUGCAAGGCAACGGCGGCGGCCUAGUGGCCAACGCGAUGGCCUUGUAUGGGAUUCUGUUUCCCGAGGGCGGCAAGGAGGCGCACAUGAACAUGCGCGUUCGCGCCCACCAGGCCCUCGACUGGGUCGGCUCAACGGCGGAGAAGCUCGGCGUCGACUUGCAGACGAUCCCGUACCCCGUAGGCUUCAGCGGCUUCGUCGACGAGGACCUGAAGAAUUUCACCAACUGGCAGGACUUUUACGGCCCAGAAAAGAUCGGCGGCGAGGAGUACACCAACAUCGUGCAGCCGACGUCUGUGGCCACCGCCCGCGACGGUAGUCCCGGCGUCUUCGAGGUCCCGGAGCCGUGGUUCAAGCCCGAAGAUACCGUCAUCGUCACCGACGGCCACUGCGCGUCGGCCUGCGCCUACAUCGUGGGCAUGAUGACCCGUGAGCUCGGCAUCCAGGUCAUCGCCAUGGGUGGCCGGCCGAUCGACGCGCCCAUGCAGGCCGUCGGCGGCACCAAGGGCGGGCCCGUCCUCUCGCUGAACCUCUACCAGCUCCUGUACCCGACGCUCGGCGCCUUCGCGACGCCGCCCGACGACGUCGACCUGACGCCCUUCGCGCAGCAGGACCCGCCGCUGGCCGGAUCGCCGACGGCGACGUGGACCAUCAACUCGGCCAACGUGUACCUUGACGACGACCUCGACGGCACGCCGGUCCAGUUCCGGUACGAGGCGGCGAACUGCAAGCUGUACUACACCUGGGACACUCUGACGAACAUGACCAGCCUGUGGGCGGCGGUGGCGGGCGUCAAGUGGAACGGCGGCCGGUGCGUGGCGGGCUCUACGACGAACGACGACGGCACCAUGGGCUCGUCGACGGUCGGGUACUCGGACAAGGUCGUGUCGGGCUUCCAGUGGGCUGCCGGCCCUGGUGAUGUGAUCGAGGGGGCAAGCUCUGGCAACGGCGGCGGCGGCGGCGGCGGCGAUGACAACGACGAUGGGAACGGUGGGGGUGGUGGGAGCGGCGAGGACGAGAGCGCUGCCGGCUCACUUCGCGCCGGCGGAGGUCUGUUGGCUUUCCUGAUGUUCGCGGUGGUGUUGGUGUUCAACAUGUAACGAAGCGCGAGAACCGGCAGAUGAUGCUUCACAGUAUUCCUAACGAAAGCUGUUUAAUACCGUAUAUCCAAACUGCUUUUUCAAGACACAAUGUUUGUGCUCAGAUAUGCU